AUGUCGAAGAAGGAGAAACCGCUGCAUUCGCUCAUCGCAGGGACGACCGCGGGAGCGGUCGAGGCGUUCAUCACGUACCCCACCGAGUUCGUGAAGACGCGGUCCCAGUUCAGCGGGAAGAGACAAAGUCCUAUAGCGAUCAUCCGGGAUACGUUGAAGACGAAGGGUGUUAUAGGCCUUUACUCAGGAUGCAUGGCGUUGGUCAUCGGCAACGCUGUGAAGGCAGGCGUACGCUUCGUAUCCUACGACCACUUCAAGCACGCCCUCGCAGACGCUGAGGGCAAAGUCUCCCCACCUAGGAGUUUGCUCGCCGGACUGGGGGCGGGGAUGAUGGAAGCCAUCUUUGCUGUAACGCCCUCGGAAACCAUCAAAACGAAACUCAUCGACGACGCUAAAAGCCCGAACCCGCGUUUUCGCGGGCUCAUUCAUGGCACGGCUGUGAUCGUGCGAGAAGAAGGUCUGCGAGGUGUCUAUCGUGGACUGUUUCCAGUGAUGAUGCGGCAAGGCGCGAAUUCGGCGGUGAGGUUUACGACGUACACGACCCUCAAGCAGAUGGUGCAAAGCCAGGGCCGGCCGGGCCAGUCCAUCUCGAGCGCGACGACGUUCGGGAUCGGGGCCAUCGCGGGGCUGGUGACCGUGUAUACGACCAUGCCCCUAGACGUCAUCAAGACGCGGAUGCAGAGCCUUGAGGCGCGACAAGCGUACCGGAAUUCGUUCCACUGUGCGUACCGGAUCUUCACAGAGGAGGGCAUCCUGCGAUUCUGGACCGGGACGACGCCGCGCCUGGCGAGGCUAGUGCUGAGCGGAGGGAUUGUGUUCACAGUCUACGAGAACAUUAUCAAGUUCAUCGGGGGCAGGGAUGUGUGA
Molecule: messenger RNA, 867 nt
Organism: Dichomitus squalens LYAD-421 SS1
Lineage: Eukaryota; Fungi; Basidiomycota; Agaricomycetes; Polyporales; Polyporaceae
Product: mitochondrial tricarboxylate transporter
Exons: 9
Coding region: 1-867 (288 amino acids)
Biological process (GO): mitochondrial citrate transmembrane transport
Source: RefSeq, a predicted model, not a curated record